Rotaria sp. Silwood1 is the source of this 744-nucleotide messenger RNA. The record is from the annotation of a GenBank genome assembly. Lineage: Eukaryota; Metazoa; Rotifera; Eurotatoria; Philodinida; Philodinidae.
AUGUGGUCUCGAGGAUUAUUUCUCGUUUGGUUUUUAACUUUGACUAUUCUAACAACACAAAGUCAUGUUAUUCAUAAACGAGGUAUACUUUCAAAAUUAUUUGGUGGUAGUAGUAAAUCGAAUCGUGAUGUUGAAGCUGAUAUGUCACCACGUGAACGAUCAAAGUUUCGUGAAUUACUUAAAAAUCCAAUAGUUAUUUCAAUGCUCAGUGCUGCUGUUGGUAUGGCCAUUCAACAAGCAUUAUCUGCAAGAAAUAUGAAAGAUGUAUGUGAAAAUAAAUAUGUUAAACUAGCUUCAACAAUGGGUAUUAUGAAUCCUCAACUUCAACAAGCAAUUAAUUUACUUGGUUGUAAUGCCCCUAAUCGAAAGCAUGGUAGUGAUAAGUCUAAAGAUAAAUAUGGUUCACUUACCACAACUCCUGCUUACGAUACAGAUGUAGAUAAUGAAGAUGGACCAGAACCAACCGACAAUCAAGAUGAUGAUAAAAAUGAUGAAGAAACUGUAGCAAGUGGUUUUCCACCUGAACAACAUUCAAAAUUACAACAAUUGAUGAAUAUAGCACGUGGUGAAAAAGGUGCUAAACGUAAUUUUAUUAAAGGUCUUUUUGGUUUAAAUAAAAAAGAUCAAUCAUUUAAAAAAGGUCAAAAAUUACCAUCAUCAUCAUACAAAUUGGAUAAAGAUGAUGCUAAUGCAAUGAAAGAUCUUGAACAUGAAAUCGAAGAUUUUAAUAAAUCGAUUAAUUAA